Leopardus geoffroyi (Geoffroy's cat) is the source of this 939-nucleotide messenger RNA. Its product is annotated as olfactory receptor 10R2-like. Gene Ontology annotation, molecular function: G protein-coupled receptor activity; olfactory receptor activity. NCBI's taxonomy places the organism in Eukaryota, Metazoa, Chordata, Mammalia, Carnivora, Felidae. Gene Ontology annotation, biological process: G protein-coupled receptor signaling pathway. The record is from RefSeq and is a predicted model, not a curated record. Gene Ontology annotation, cellular component: membrane.
AUGGCCAAUUCCUCCCGGGUCACUGAAUUCCUGCUGCUGGGUUUCUCCAGCCUUGGCGAAUUUCAGCCUGUCCUGUUUGUCCUCUUUCUCGGCCUCAAUUUGAUCAUCCCGAGUGGGAACCGCACCCUCUUGUCCCUCAUCCGGCUGGACCGCAGCCUCCACACCCCCAUGUCCUUUUUCCUCUGUGUCCUUUCAACCUCGGAGGUCUUCUACACCAUUGUUACCCUGCCCAGGAUGCUUAUCAACCUGCUCUCUGUCCUCAGGACACUCUCCUUCGUGGGCUGUGCCACCCAGACGUUCUUCUUCCUUGGCUUUGCCGUCACCAACUGCCUGCUUCUGGGAGUUAUGGGUUAUGACCGCUAUGCCGCCAUCUGCCAGCCUUCGCGCUACCCGGUUCUCGUGAACUGGAGGGUAUGUGCCCAGCGGGCAGCAAUCUGUAUUGUUAGUGGCUUCCUAGUAUCUCUGGUGGGAGCAACUUUGGUCUUCAGCCUCCCUCUCUGUGGCUCCAACAAGGUCAACUACUACUUUUGCGACAUCUCACCAGUUAUCCGACUUGCCUGUGCUGAAACGUACACCAAUGAGCUGGUCUUCGUCUGUGGCGCCUUGGUGCUAGUUGUACCCCUGCUCUUCUUCCACACCUCUUACGGCCUCGUUGUCCACACCAUCCUGAAGAUCCCGUCGGCUGACGGCAACCGGAAAGCCCUCCCCGCCUGUGCCUCCCACCUCACUGUGGUCAUCGUCCACCAUGGCUGUGCCUCCUCUGUCUACCUGCGGCCCUCAGCCAAAUACUCAUCAGGCAAAGACAGACCAGUGACAGCGACCUACACCAUCGUCACCCCACUGUUGAACCCUACGGUGUACAGCCUUAGGCACAGAGGUGUGCAGCUGGCCAUUCGGGAAAUGAUCGCAAAGACGGGGUUUUCUCUUAAGACUUUAUAA